Molecule: messenger RNA, 1112 nt
Organism: Salarias fasciatus (jewelled blenny)
Lineage: Eukaryota; Metazoa; Chordata; Actinopteri; Blenniiformes; Blenniidae
Gene: atp23
Product: ATP23 metallopeptidase and ATP synthase assembly factor homolog
Exons: 6
Coding region: 94-795 (233 amino acids)
Biological process (GO): mitochondrial proton-transporting ATP synthase complex assembly; mitochondrial protein processing
Molecular function (GO): metalloendopeptidase activity
Source: RefSeq, a predicted model, not a curated record
UCCCAAACAGCGAUGACCUCUCGUGCUAGCAGCAGCAGCAGCAGCUAGCCGGGAGCUCAUGCUAGCCGCUGCUGAGUGGACCCGCUCGGCACGAUGGACCCGGCGAAGCAGGAGGAGGACUACGGCUACAACCUGUUCCCGGAGAGAAACGCCGGGGAGCAGAAGAAGACGUCGCUCAGCCAGAGUCUGUUCACCUUCAACCACAAGUGUCAGGUCAUGCUGCAGUUCGCCAUGGAGACGAGUCCUUACGCCAAACUCCUCCUCAGCGCCAUGAAGGGCUCCGGAUGCAACGUGUUGAGAGAGCGCCAUUUCUCCUGCGAGGACUGCGACGGGACGGUCAGCGGCGGCUUCGACGCCACCUCCUCUCAGAUCGUCUUGUGCCAGAACAACAUCCACCAGCAGUCCCACAUGAACCGCGUCGUCACGCACGAGCUCAUCCACGCCUUCGACCACUGCCGCGCCAACGUGGACUGGUUCAACAACUACCGGCACCUGGCCUGCUCCGAGAUCCGAGCGGCGAACCUCAGCGGCGACUGCUCCUUCUACAACGAGGUGUCCCGGCUGCACUUCGGCCUCAAGCAGCACCAUCAGGCGUGCGUGCGCGCCCGCGCCCUGCGCUCCAUCCUGGCCGUCAGGAAGAUCGGCCGCGAGGAGGCGGAGAAGAUCGUGGACGAGGUGUUCGACUCGUGCUUCGGCGACCACGCGCCGUUCGGACGCAUCCCGCACGGCAAGAAGGACGCCAAGUUCGCCUACAGGGACUACAUGAACAGAGACCGCUACUACAGCAACCUGUAGCCGCCCGGCGCCGUCCGGGACGGCGGUCGGCGUGGAAACGACGGCCGGCCCUCAGAAGGGACUCUGCGGAGACGGCUCGUCCUCGGAGGACGCUGGACACUAAGCUGUCCAUGAAGGACGGGAAGGGACUGAUUCUGCUGGGAAAUCCGGUUUUAAUGAGUGAUGCUGCUCGUGUGCUUCAGGAAGUGCAGCUGUGUUUUUGUGAGUUUGCUGUGAAAGGAUGUUUUCACCUCGGUGACCUUUUGACCUUCAUCCAUUUCCUGUAAAUAAACUCGAUGGUGCCGACUUUAAACCGACUGGAGCUAAUUAAAGUUUGA